AUGCAAACUAUUCAGUGUUUCGCUCUUGCGCUUCUCUUUUCCCUUCAAGUCCUAGCUCAGGACGCUGGAGUGACUGUAUGGGCAGUCUUCGGCUUCAAUGUUCACGGUGACAGCACCCCUGCUGUCUCGUCAGAGCCUCAAACCUUGACCCCAUUGGGCGCAAGAAAUCUGUACAAUGUUGGAUCUAAUUUCCGUGAUCGAUAUAUCAUCGGUGGCUCUAUUAGGGCACAGAAUACUUGGGUACGGGACCUCAAUCAGCACAAACUGAAUCUUGAACAAGUGAGAGUAUACUCCACUUCCGAACAAUUCAAUGAAGCCUCCGCUCUUGCAUUCAUGCAAGGAUUUUAUCCACCAACGGGCAACAAGGAUCAAAGCUACACCUACUUGGACGAUACUUACAUUCUAUCAAAUGGCACUAUAGUCGGCUCUCCCUUGAACGAUUAUCAGUACCCACGAAUCUAUGCGAGUAGCUUGGCGGACCCUGGCUCGAUCUUGGUUGCAGGUCAAGCAGACUGCGAUAAGCACCAGGAGCAGGAACAAGAAUACCAAGCGAGCUCCGAGUUUCAACGCAUCGAGUCAGAUAAUUCCCGAUUCUACUCCGACAUGUAUGAUCUCGCCCUCGAGGGCGUGAUGACCGAAGCUUCCGUCGGCUAUGCCCGAGCCAGGGAUGUUUUCGAGUACCUGGAAUAUAACUACAUGCACAACGAAAGUCUGAUGACAGCAUUAUCAUCUCAUGACUUGCAGAGAGCUAGGAUACUGGCGAACCAAUACACGUAUGCCACCAACGGAAACGUGACUGUUUCAGGUAGUGACGAUAGCGACCGAGUUCGUGCUAUUGCCGGACGCACUCUAUCUCGCCUUAUGCUCCAGUCCCUCUCUAUGAACAUAGAGACUCAGGGAUCUGCGUCAAAGAUGACCUUGGUAUUUGGAGGGGUUGAACCGCUCGUCGCUUUCGCUGGCCUCAGCCAGCUUGCAUCGACAAUGAACAGCCAGUUUUAUGGGAUGCCGAUGCUUGGCUCUUCGAUGAUACUAGAACUUUUCAGCAUGAGUCCAACAUCCUCGGAUGUAUACCCAAAGCCAUCAGAUUUAUACGUCCGACUUCUAUUCCGCAAUGGUUCUUCUGUCCAUGAGGGCUUCACUCAGUAUCCCCUUUUUGGCUAUAGCCCAAGUCAGAUCGAUCUCCCUUUUAACGAGUUUGCUGCCUCACUUGGCGAAUUUAUGCUUCCCUCGACGAAAUCAUGGUGUGACGCGUGCAAUAGUUCACCGAUGUUCUGCCUUGGGGCCGCAAACUUUGCUAAGAAGCACAGCAAGACCCACCUGAGUCUGGCCGGUGCUGGGGUUAUAGGUGCAGCUGUAACUCUUGCGGUAGUAUUAGCAGCUAUAGGCAUUGCGUGGCUUUGUGGUAUGGGACUGUAUCGACGACGCACGUCACCAGGUCUCGGUGGGUUCAAGGGGGAUAAAAAGAUGGCUAGUGAUCAGGAUGUCAGCUUCUCACAUCCAUCAAAUGGGACGUUUCAGAGGAUUACGCCUGGCGGGGGCGCAAAAGUCACGAGUCAUGAGCGUACCGGGAGUUGGGAGAUGACAAACGAAGAUCAGUUAGGUGACCAUUUGUCUCAAUUAGAUGACGAGAGAGACGACGAUAUCAGCGGCAUUGUUGAACCAGUCAAAUGCCAUCAGAUUGUGUGA
Messenger RNA from Talaromyces marneffei, 1686 nucleotides. RefSeq lists its product as uncharacterized. The record is from RefSeq and is a predicted model, not a curated record. Lineage: Eukaryota; Fungi; Ascomycota; Eurotiomycetes; Eurotiales; Trichocomaceae. The coding region runs from base 1 to 1686 and encodes 561 amino acids. The transcript has a single exon. Gene Ontology annotation, biological process: dephosphorylation. Gene Ontology annotation, molecular function: phosphatase activity.